AGUUCCCGCGAUAACGACGAAGACCACGCUAUUCUCAGUGGGACUUGUAGUUUUUUUCCUUUCCUGUUUUAGGGGCUGUCCUUCCAGUCUACAACUCACACCCACCUCGGACUGGAUUGGGAUAUCUGGGUGCGUGUUGGAAUGGGCGGGUUUGUUCUUAAUCUCGGUCUCGAGAGUGUAUCAUAGAAGUAGGGGGUGGGGAGGUGGAUGGUACCCCUCUUUUUUUUUUUCUUCUCCAAGGACAGGUCCUAAAGAGACGCAGUAGUCCCUCUCCCCUUUGGGGGCCAGGGAGGGGACCGGGUUGUGUCCGCCAUGUUGGUGAAGGCAAAGGAAGGCGACUGGCGCUGCGGGACUGACGGCUCUGCGGGCUCAAGUCGGCCAUAUUCAUAAAGAGGGAAGGUGGCUCCCUACCCCCGACGCACACACAUCCGCACCCCUGCUGCCCAUCCCGCCCCGCGAUUCUGCUCGGCGGGCCUGUCCCCUGCCUCGCUGGCCCCGCGUAGCCGUCAGCGCCUCAGGACAGGCUCACGACGGCGCCGAAUGAGGGGGGAAGGGACAUGCCGACCAAUUGCGCCGCGGCGGGCUGUGCCACUACCUACAACAAGCACAUUAACAUCAGCUUCCACAGGUUUCCUUUGGAUCCUAAAAGAAGAAAAGAAUGGGUUCGCCUGGUUAGGCGCAAAAAUUUUGUGCCAGGAAAACACACUUUUCUUUGUUCAAAGCACUUUGAAGCCUCCUGUUUUGACCUAACAGGACAAACUCGACGACUUAAAAUGGAUGCUGUUCCAACCAUUUUUGAUUUUUGUACCCAUAUAAAGUCUAUGAAACUCAAGUCACGGAAUCUUCUGAAGAAAAGUAACAGUUGUACUCCAACCGGACCUUCUAAUUUAAAAUCAAACAUUAAUAGUCAACAAGUGCUACUUGAACACAGUUAUGCCUUUAGGAAUCCUAUGGAGGCAAAAAAGAGGAUAAUUAAACUGGAAAAAGAAAUAGCAAGUUUAAGAAGGAAAAUGAAAACUUGCCUACAAAAAGAACGCAGAGCAACUCGAAGAUGGAUCAAAGCCACUUGCUUGGUGAAGAAUCUAGAAGCAAAUAACAUAUUACCUAAAGGCACAUCUGAACACAUUUUACCAACUGCCUUAAGCAGUCUUCCUUUGGAGGAUUUCAAGAUUCUUGAACAAGACCCACAAGAUAAAACAUUACCAAUUCUCUAAAUAUAAACCAGAUCAAGAGUGCUUUUAUUUAAGAGUAGCCUGCACACAAAAAGAAAAAAAGAAGAUUAGCUUGCAUCGAUCUUGAUGCCCAUCAUUUAUUCUAUUCAAAGGUAAAGAUAUUUAAGGAAAUAAUGCCAAAAUUGGGUAUUUAAUAAAGUUUUACUUGAAGUAACGUUCUUACUGUAUAACUUAUGAAGACUUGAUUACAAAAAUAGAAAACUUUAUGAAACUUAUUUGAAAAAGGAUGGAAGUGCCUUACAUGCGAAUUGCAUACAUUAAAAAUUUGCUAGGAAGUUUUGCAAGAUGUGUUUUUGCCUUUUUAAACAACUUUUGAAGAACAGCCUAUUACAAGUAAUGUGUUUAAUUUAUAUUAGAAAAAAAUGUUUUUGUGUACCAAAGUUGAGACAUUACAUUCUAAGUAAGGUAAGUAGGAGUUAACCAAUAUUAAAUAUGACUUUAAAACUGCUGAGGUUUGUAUUAAAUUAUUACUGACACUGUGAUUUGGAAACUUUACAGAAAAAAAGCCUAAGGUGCAGGGCAAGUUCUUUUAUUUAAACUUUCUAUAUCUUUUUAACAGUAAACGUGAGCUAAUCAUAAUCUCCCUCAUAAGAAUAUUAUCUUUUAAAAUGGAUUGUAAAAUAUUUUGAAAAUAUUUUAAAUAUGAAGUACCCUUGAGUCAUUCAAGCUAGUAAGGACUCAAGUACCUCAGACUAGUAAAAACUGGUAGCUGGUUAUAUUAACCUUCUAAGAAAAUAUGUUGUGAAAUAAUGCAGAGAGCAGGAUCUAACUUUUACCUUUAACAAAAAGAUAACUGUAUACUACUCUUUUACUAAAAAAAUAAAUUUUUUUUUUAAUUUCAAAAUUGAUGCAUUAGUAAGCAAAUACGCUACCAGUUCCCUGUUAGAAAACUCCCUCUGCCUUCAUGUAUGUUGAUACCAAAACUUUUCAGCUUUCCCUUCCCCCCAUAAACUUAACAGUAGAAUUUAAUCAUAAAACAGUACUUACUAUAUUAUAUCUUUACAACUUAUAACUUAAAAUGGAAUCUGUUUUUCUUACACAUCAGCUUGCUUUUUAUUUCCUUUCUUAGUAAGGGUAGACUAGAACAACCAUACUGCAUAAGGGAAAUAAAAUGUACUUCUCUACAAAAACAUGUGUCUGUGAAUAAAGCUAUGCAAGUGCUAAUUAUUUUACAAAAUAGAAUAUCAGAACUAUUCUUAAUAGUUGCCACUUGAACAAUUAAAGAGUUUGCCUUACUUCACCAGAUAAAUGUUUAAUAAGAACACUUUCCUUCAAAUAGUUUUGAUCAAAUCCAGCAAAAAUUUACUAAUGUAUCAUGAAGUUAUUUAAUCCUGAUUCAAGCUUUCUGACACCACCAUAUAAAAGUAACAUACACCUAAUCGUAAAUUGCUAUAAAUCUUUCCUAUAAAGUAAAUGCUACUUGAUGAUUUAAAAAAAAAACACACACAAAAAAAUACUUCCCCCGCCCCCCAACUGUUUAGAUUGCUGGGUUGUUGUUCUUUUUAUUUUAUUGAUGGGUGUGAGAGAGAGAGCCAUCGAUUUGUUGUUUCACUUAUUCAUUCAUUGGUUGAUUCUUAUAUGUGCUCUGACCAGGGAUUGAACCCACAACCUUGGUGUAUCGGGACGACACUCGAACCAACUGAGCUACCCGGCCAGAGCUUAGACUGCUGUUUUGCUUGGAUCCUAGCAACAGUCUUUUUAUAUUAUUGACACCCUCUUUUAAUAAGGAAUGCCUCCCAAGCAACUAGAUUUCACAAAGGCAAGGGUAGGAAAGUCUGUUUUAAUUGUAAGGCACUUACAACAAAUAUUUAUGAAAAUCCUUUUGUGUACACAGGGUGGGGCAAAAGUAGGUUCACAGUUGUGAGUACAUGAAGCAGAGUUUGUUCUUAUUUAUUGUAUUAUUUCCCAUAUGAACAACUAUAAGCCUACUUUUGCUCCACCCUGUAUUGUAAACCUUGUUAGUCAUUUUAUCAUAAAUAUUAGAUUUAGCUCCAUUUUGUUGGUUUUUUCUAAUAUGGCUUCAAAUUAUCUUUUUACCAAUACCUAGUCCAGGGGUCCUCAAACUACGGCCCGCAGGCCACAUGCAAAUACAAAUAUUGUAUUUGUUCCCGUUUUGUUUUUUUACUUCAAAAUAAGAUAUGUG
Myotis daubentonii (Daubenton's bat) is the source of this 3375-nucleotide messenger RNA. RefSeq names its product THAP domain containing 2 (gene THAP2). Gene Ontology annotation, cellular component: nucleus. The record is from RefSeq and is a predicted model, not a curated record. NCBI's taxonomy places the organism in Eukaryota, Metazoa, Chordata, Mammalia, Chiroptera, Vespertilionidae.